AUCUAGAAGUGAAACAAUUUGAAAUCAAAAUUAAUGAAAUAAGGUUCAUUUUGAGUGCUGCUCUCGUUGAAGAUAAAUCGCGGUUCCUAAAUAGUAUAAGAUUUUUCGCAACAGAUAAAGAGAGACCAAUUAGGGAUAAAGAGAGACCAAUUAGGGAUUUAUUGAAAUAUAAAGGACACAUUGUUGAAACUUUUUCUGAUUCCGAAGGUGAAAGUGUAGAUAGUGAAGACGAUGAUGAUCUGAGCGAUAUUACUGAACUCAUCGAAGAGCUAUCUAAUAGGUGCUCUCAGCAUGAAAAAGAUUUUUUUUCUUUGCACAAUGUAAUUAACAAAAAGGCAGCGCUUCUUGAUUUGAAUAUACGUAAGUUCCGCGAUUUAGAUGAGAUUGCUAAGGACCUUAACGAAAAAAUUUCAGUGACCGAUUCCAGGUCAACGAAAGAGAUGGAAGAAACUAUUGAUAUAGCAAGCAGAACUACUGAAACGAUUGCUGAAAGACUAAAAUCAAUUAGUACGCGGAUUCGUGAUAAGAAUGAGGUUUUGAAACAAUACCAACAAGCG
Molecule: messenger RNA, 557 nt
Organism: Racocetra persica
Lineage: Eukaryota; Fungi; Glomeromycota; Glomeromycetes; Diversisporales; Gigasporaceae
Source: the annotation of a GenBank genome assembly